GAGACCGUUGAACAACAGAUCAGAGAGAAAGAGCAGGCAGACGACUUUGGAGGUGUCAGAUGGUUAAACUAUGGCUGCUCCUGUUAGCAUGUGCUGCCGUGUGUUUGACAGAAACGGUCCUCUGACGCGUGUAGGGAAACUGUUCGCGCGGCAUGUGAACUGGAGCAUCGCGCGGAGGUGUUCCGGGGCUACGCACGAGGAAAAUGAACUUGAACUCUCAGACUCGACUGUGGCUGCUCCCAACUUCAAAACCAGAGCAACAGAGAAGAGGCUGAGAGAUGACCAUAUACUCCCCUUUUCAGCGUUCCUGACCGACAGCUUUGGCCGCAGGCACAACUACCUGCGCAUCUCCCUCACUGAGAAAUGCAACUUCCGCUGUCAGUACUGCAUGCCGGAGGAGGGGGUGAAGCUCACACCGCGGGGCCAGCUGCUGUCCACCUCGGAGGUGCUGACCCUGGCUCGCCUCUUUGUCCAAGAGGGGGUGGACAAAAUCCGCCUCACUGGAGGGGAGCCGCUCAUCAGACCUGAUGUGCUGGAUAUUAUCACUGAGCUGAGGAAGUUGGAGGGCCUGAAGACUAUCGCCAUGACAACCAACGGCAUGAACUUGGCUCGCUUUUUGCCUAAGCUUAAAGAGGCCGGCUUGGACUUAAUCAACAUCAGCCUGGAUUCACUGGUUCCUGCCAAAUUUGAGUUUAUUGUCAGGCGGAAAGGUUUUCAUAAAGUAAUGGAGGGCAUUGAAAAGGCCGUUGAACUGGGCUACAGUCCUGUCAAGAUCAACUGCGUGGUCAUGCGAGGCCUCAAUGAGGACGAGCUGCUGGAUUUCGUGGUGCUGACAGAGAAGAAGCCUCUGGAGGUGCGCUUCAUAGAAUACAUGCCCUUCGAUGGCAACAAGUGGAACUUUAAGAAGAUGGUGAGCUACCAGGAGAUGCUGGACUGUGUCAGGCAGCGGUGGCCCAACCUGGAGAUGCUUCAAGCUGGACACACAGACACAGCCAAGUCAUUUAAAGUUCCAGGCUUCAAAGGUCAGCUGGGCUUCAUCACCUCCAUGUCUGACCAUUUCUGUGGCUCCUGCAACCGUUUACGCAUCACUGCAGACGGCAACCUCAAGGUGUGCUUGUUUGGUAACUCAGAGGUCUCCCUCAGAGAUGUCUUACGCUCGGGUUCAUCUGAUGAAGAGCUGCUGCAAAUUAUUGGAGCCGCUGUGGGCCGGAAGAAGAAACAGCAUGCAGGCAUGUUCAGUAUCUCUCAGAUGAAGAACAGGCCCAUGAUCCUCAUUGGUACCACAUCUCAAAUAUUCCUGCCAAAGCUACCAGAUAGGCAGAGAGCUUUCCCUGUGACUUCCCAGCUCUCUCCAACAACAGCUCAUCACAUGUGCCAUUCAGGCAGCAGGAGAGUCCUGAAUAGAGGGGAUUGUUUGUGCCUUUCAGACUCCACUAACUUAUUGCAGGCAGCUAGUGUUUGCUGCUCUGGAACCUUAAUGAGUGGGGGUAACCAUGUUAAGACACAUAUCAACACAGAAAAACCCAACCACUAUAAAGUAGCACCCCUUUGCUCUUCAGAGAUUGGUAAUGAUUGCAUUAGUUGUCACACUAAGACUGAAAGUUUCACAACACGCACAAAUGUCACAAGCUACGUUAAUGAAGUUGGUCUCAGGAACGCACAAGCCUGGGGUCCUAAUGUUCUGAAGAGCCACGGAUCCAGGACCCCAGGAGCACCUGCUUUUUGCACACUGCUAAUAAAUGCCAAAAGGAAUCAGAAACGCCACCCUGUUAGAUUUUGCCACAGUCAAAGUUCCAGCGAGGAAACCAGUUUCAAACAGUCUGUGAGUGACCAGACAGCAGAUCUCAAAGCUCAGCUGACACAUACGGAUGCCCAGGGCCGUGCCACCAUGGUGGAUGUUGGGGGGAAACCUCCCACAUGCCGAACAGCCUCAGCCUGCGCCACCGUCAUCUUAGGCCCCACCGCCUUCCGCCUGCUUCAGGAUAACCAGCUAGCCAAGGGCGAUGCCUUGACUGUGGCGCAGUUGGCUGGAAUCAUGGCUUCAAAACAGACCUCCACCCUCAUCCCCCUGUGUCACCCGUUGCCCUUAGACCACACCUCUGUCACCUUUAACCUCGAUGAGCUGCACAACACUGUCAUCAUCACAACAACAUGUCGCACUACAGGCAGGACAGGAGUGGAGAUGGAGGCUCUGACCGCCGCUUCUGUCGCAGCGCUCACCGUCUAUGACAUGUGCAAGGCGGUCAGCCAUGACAUCAUCAUCACAGACAUAAAACUGGUCAGUAAGAUGGGUGGGAAAAAGGACUUCCAUCGUUAUUCCGAACAGGAAAAAUGAGUUCAAAGACUGCACCGUGGUUUACCACAAACUAAACUUUAUGCAUCAACAAAAAACACAUCCUGUUGGGCACAUAUCCCUCCCAGCAUGAAGUAUUUUAUGUAACCUGUUUACUUUGAUUUACUAAAGUGUUAUAAUUUCAGUGUCAUACUUCCUGUUUUUCCCUCUAGAGGGAGCACAGGUAUUACAGUUAGUCAUCUCUGGAGGUCUUUGAAUGAAGAAUGCUACCACUAUGAUUGUUUUAACAGUGAAGCUUUAACGGUAAUUAAGAUGUGAGAUUUUAGUUCUUAUGCUUUUCUACCUUCCUCUAUCGCACACUGAAAACUGUAUACUUGUAUACAUUACAGUAGAGGAUGGCAGUAAGAUAAAAUAUCAUCUAAUCAAAUGAUAACACAAAUAACCCAUUACACAAUACCCAUUGUUGCUCACGAUGUUUAAUUAUGUGUUCCUGGAGAUGUGAUCCUUUGGUCUGCACUAUGUACCAGCUGUUGUUUUUAGAGAACUGAUUAUUAUGUAUUCACUGUGCAUUCACCUCACAUCAUCACACGGCCCAUUUUUUUUAAAGGCCGUUAAUGCAAACAGGGAGUUUUUGGGGGACAUGUUUUGUAUUUAUUUUCAUGUCAGAGAAAUUGAAGUAUUCUACAGAGUCUCCUGUCUUAAUCUUGCCUACUGCAUCUAAAAGUUGAGUAAUGUGUGACUUCACAGGGUGGUUUCACUCAGUUACAACGCAGCAUGUUCCACUAUGUUUUGUCAGGUUAUUAAAGAGAACACUAAACAGGAGAAUCUUGGUAUUUUUUUGUCUGGCUGUAAAAGGAAUGCCUUACUACUUAAUAACUAAUAUCAGAUAGCAGCUUUGGAGAGUUACUGAAAUUAUGAAUUUCUGUACCAGGAAAAAGAGCUCUCUUAAACUGUGAUAACAGACACUGUGAACCAGACCUGCUCACUGGCAGGUUUUCUCUGACUGUUUCAUUUCAUACAGCAGAUAUUAAAGUUCAGAGUGGAUGAAUCUGCAGAGGUUUGCAUCUUUACAAACAUAACUCAUUUCUGCUUUAUUUCUUAUAUUUAACAAGUGCUUUUAUAGUGAAUCAGUCAUGACAGACAGCAAUCAGUGCAUAAUAUUGCUUUAUUAAUCAGCUCGUGAAUCUAGUAUACAUUUUUGUUUAUAUAUCUUCAUAACUAUGGACAGUAAGAGGACUGAAACCUUUACUGUACAUUACUAUUGUAAUCAGCGCUCACAUAAAACAGUCGAAGGUUAGAGGUGAUCUAAAAUUACUUUGGUGCUUUCAUUUAUUUGUUGUGAGUUUUGGAAUCCGGACUGCAGAUGAAUGUGUUCAAACUUUAGAGGACACAGGCAUUAAGUACAGUAAAUAAAUAAAAAUGAAAAGUUUGAAUUUGAAUAUCACCUGAACUGGUUACAGGAAGUAAGCUGUAUCUUACCUGUUUGAUUCAUAUUUUAUCUUCAGUUGCUGUUACUGCUUGUCAGGUUACAGCUAAAUAAUGAUAUAAAAUUGUUUUUUUUUUCUUUUUACUUGUUAAAACUGUCAUAACUAACAACUAUUAAAAAAUAAUUAUAAA
This is a messenger RNA of Archocentrus centrarchus (flier cichlid), 3910 nucleotides long. RefSeq names its product molybdenum cofactor synthesis 1 (gene mocs1). Gene Ontology annotation, molecular function: metal ion binding; cyclic pyranopterin monophosphate synthase activity; 4 iron, 4 sulfur cluster binding. The record is from RefSeq and is a predicted model, not a curated record. Lineage: Eukaryota; Metazoa; Chordata; Actinopteri; Cichliformes; Cichlidae. Gene Ontology annotation, biological process: Mo-molybdopterin cofactor biosynthetic process. Bases 71 to 2335 code for a protein of 754 amino acids. The transcript has 11 exons.